AAGUGGAAAGAUUACUCUUUUAAAACUCGUAAGUCAAGCCAUCAUCAACCAUCAGAAGCUAUAUCAACCAACAAUCAGAAAGGGAGUGUUUUUUUUUGUCGAGUGAGAGCGCAUCAACAUAGGUCACCUCGCUGCCGUAGCCGCCCUAAAAACCAUGCCACAUACAGGACAAGCCGGUGUGAAUCAAUUGGGCGGCGUUUUUGUCAACGGACGCCCACUGCCAGACUGUGUUCGUCGGCGUAUUGUUGAAUUAGCUUUAAUGGGCGUUCGACCAUGCGAUAUAUCACGGCAAUUACUUGUUUCGCACGGUUGUGUAUCGAAAAUUUUGACACGAUUCUAUGAAACUGGUUCCAUUAGACCCGGAUCGAUUGGUGGCAGUAAAACAAAGCAAGUGGCGACCCCAACUGUGGUGAAAAAGAUAUUGCGAUUUAAGCAGGAGAAUCCAGGGAUGUUUGCAUGGGAGAUUCGAGAUCAGUUGUUGCAGCAGAGAAUCUGUGAUCCAAGUUCAAUUCCGUCGGUUAGUUCGGUGAAUAGGAUUUUGAGAAAUGGUGGACUUUGGACAGAUGAAAUGACUUCGAACGAGCAGAAUGCCAUAAUGCAUGAGAGUUACUUGAAGCAGCACAUUUAUGCGGCGAAUGGUAGUGCUGUGACCGCUGAUCCAGGUGCAGUUGUGGCAGCAGCUGCAGCGGCAACGACUUCUUUAACCCAUCCACCAGUUUCAUGGCGAGUUGGUGGCCGUAGUGAACUUCCAAUUAAACCUGCAGCAACACUUCCAGUCUCGAAUUCGAACAGUGGAAAUUCACCUCAACUGUCAGCGCAAGAUUUGACAUAUGUCCAACAGCAGCAACAGAUCUCAUCAUUCCCUAAACACUGGCUGUGGAAUCCAUCAUUACUUUACUCAACCCAACGAAUGCAUGAAGCUGGUUUCUUUCCCUAUGCCCAUGCUCAGUUUCCAGGUUAUUUCCAUGGUAGCGGUGGUGUAACAAAAUCAGAGAGUUCAAUUGAUUUGACAACUGGAAGUGGUGGUGGAAGUGAUCCGCUAAGUGAUUGUGAUUCGGGUAAAUCAUCACCAUCAACAUCUACAAUAAGCACACCUGUGAUGAUAAAUGGAAGUACUAAAUUAAAUUCGAGGAAACGCAAUCCAUAUUCGAUAGAGGAACUUUUGAAGAAACCGGAAAAGAGGCUGAAAAUGAUGGAAGCUGAGGUGAAAAAUGAAGAAUUUGUUGUAGCUGUAGUUGAUGAUGAGGAAGAUGAUGAUGAGAGAGUGAAGAUUGAAGAGAAUGUUGAAGUAGUUAACUAAGAGUUGACUAUUUUUUCUUUUGUUUUCACCACCCUAACGAUGCCAGUGAGAUAGAUGAUAUAGAUUUAUAGUAAUAUUAUUUAUUUAUAUAUGUAAAUUAGAAAUAUAAUUUGUAUAUAGAGCAAUUAAUAAAGAAAAAAAUAG
Messenger RNA from Episyrphus balteatus (marmalade hoverfly), 1444 nucleotides. RefSeq names its product paired box pox-neuro protein (gene Poxn). Gene Ontology annotation, biological process: anatomical structure development; regulation of transcription by RNA polymerase II. NCBI's taxonomy places the organism in Eukaryota, Metazoa, Arthropoda, Insecta, Diptera, Syrphidae. The transcript is spliced from 4 exons. The coding region runs from base 155 to 1300 and encodes 381 amino acids. The record is from RefSeq and is a predicted model, not a curated record. Gene Ontology annotation, molecular function: DNA-binding transcription factor activity, RNA polymerase II-specific; RNA polymerase II cis-regulatory region sequence-specific DNA binding.